CGCAGAACCAUGCUGAAGAAUGACCAGCUGGUCUACGUCGGGCUGGAGCUGCUCAUCGCCUGCUUGGCCGUGGCCGGGAACAUUCUGGUGUGCUGGGCCGUGUGCCUCAACUCCAACCUGCAGAGCAUCACCAACUUGUUCGUGGUGUCGCUGGCGGCGGCCGACAUCGCCGUGGGCCUGCUGGCCAUCCCUUUCGCCAUCACCAUCAGUACCGGCUUUUGCGCCGAAUUCCACGGAUGCCUCUUCAUCGCUUGCUUCGUCCUGGUGUUGACCCAGAGCUCCAUCUUCAGCCUGCUGGCCAUCGCCGUGGACCGAUACGUCGCCAUCAAGAACCCGCUCAGGUACAACAGCCUGGUAACAAGCCAGAGGGCGAAGGGCGUCAUUGCGCUGUGUUGGCUCCUCUCAGUGGGCAUCGGCCUGACGCCCAUGCUGGGCUGGAAUAAAGGAUGGAACUCCACCACUGCGGCUUCCAGCACUUGCCCCGAAGGCUUGACCGAGUGCCUCUUCGAGGGCGUGGUCACCAUGGACUACAUGAUCUACUUCAACUUCUUCGGCUGCGUGCUGCUGCCCCUGGUGGUCAUGCUGGUGGUCUACGCUCACAUCUUCAUGGCCGCCCGGCGCCAGCUCCGCCUGACGGUCCUGAAAAAGGUCGCCCCCGCCCCUGUCCCCUCUCCCGCCGAAAAGACCUCGUCUUCGUUCCGCUCCACCCUGCAGAAGGAGGUGCACGCUGCCAAAUCGCUGGCUAUCAUCGUGGGCCUGUUUGCUUUCUGCUGGCUCCCCGUGCACCUCAUCAACUGUUUCAACUACCUGUGCGACAGCUGCCAGCGUCCGCACAUCUGGGUGUUGAACGUCGCCAUCAUCCUGUCCCACGCCAACUCCGUCGUCAACCCCUUCAUCUACGCCUAUCGCAUCCGAGAGUUCCGGCAGACGUUUCGGAGGAUCUUGCGCCGACACAUACUCGGGCGAAAGGACGGGCACGGCCUCCGGGACGGGAGCGGCCGCGGCCGAGCCGCGAGUAGCGGCGGCGUCGGGCGAACGUCCUCGCGAGUCAGUAAAGAUGAUUCGUCGUGCGGCACCGUGGCGAACAGUUACGUCCUCGACUCCAGCCAAUGGACUUCGACGUUGGGCGCGCUACCAAACAGCUGCAUACCCAAUGGGAACCAAGCAAUACACCAGCAGAAGUGCGCACACCCUGAAGGGGGCGGCAAUGUCGAAUUGAGAGACACGAGUGGAACUUGUAUUUCCUUCAUCAACGUUCAAGCCCUCUCCUUUAUACGUACCCAUCCUACGGAAUUAACAGAAAUGUUGUAGCAAAAAAAAUAAAUAAAUAAAUAAAAUCUCACCAGAGUUAACGAGCAUCACGUGUGAACUACAGAAAAAAUA
This is a messenger RNA of Syngnathoides biaculeatus (alligator pipefish), 1383 nucleotides long. RefSeq names its product adenosine A2a receptor b (gene adora2ab). NCBI's taxonomy places the organism in Eukaryota, Metazoa, Chordata, Actinopteri, Syngnathiformes, Syngnathidae. Gene Ontology annotation, molecular function: G protein-coupled adenosine receptor activity. Gene Ontology annotation, biological process: G protein-coupled adenosine receptor signaling pathway; adenylate cyclase-activating G protein-coupled receptor signaling pathway. Gene Ontology annotation, cellular component: membrane. Bases 10 to 1311 code for a protein of 433 amino acids. The transcript has 4 exons. The record is from RefSeq and is a predicted model, not a curated record.